AUGGUCACGAUACACCCGACGCCAGUGUAUGCUAUUAAGACACGAUUGGCAACCUCCGCAAAGGGCAAGCAACAAGGAACCAAGGUCUUUCUCAACGUCUGUUACGACUCCAAUGUUCCUAGCCCCGAUACUCCGUUUGGACCAGAAACUCUUCGCAACCUAGAGCAGGGCAUCGACUGGCACAUGCCUGUGGUGCUGGGCAAGGAGCGAAAGGACACCGAUAACAAAAAGCAACUGUGUUACGUGUGGGACUGUGUGGUGUCUCUGUCGGUUCUGGAGGCCUCCAUGUCGUCCAUUGAGGUCAAGUCUCUCUUGAUCGAGACAUGCAUGGGGUUAGUGGAGAUGAACUAUGGGCUAGUUCUGAGCAGAGAAUUCACACUGCCCAAUCUCACGGCCAAGGGCACGCCGGCAGCAAUCAAACUCAGGGCCGAGGGCGACGAGGGGGUCUCGGGUGAAGACGUUGACAUGGGAUCGUCUUCAGAGACGUCAUCAUGCGAGGCAUCAUCCUCGUCAGAUGAUAACAUGGCAGAUGAUAUUGAUGCUGUUGCAGGCAACAUUCUGCAGUCUCGUGGAGAUGAUCCGGUGGCAAAGAACAAGUCAAAGACAAAGCCGGAUGAUACACCCAUGCCUAUGCCUCCAGGUAUGGAGUGGAAGCCUGAUGUCUUGGAUAAGGUGAGCAUGGAUAAGGAGCAACGGGAGAAGGAAAGACUUGUGGAAGAAGUCAAGUCUGCGGGAUCAAACAAGAAUUUCAUCAUCACACACUCGAUCCGAAAAUUCAAGCCCAAAACCCCCGACACACAAAACCCUCCUGCCUUCGAAAUAGAAGUGGUCUUUGAUCCCACAGCAGAUAUGACCUGUGAGCUCGUACAGAAGGGCUCUAACCUGGAGCUGGUCGGAAAAGACGGAAAAUACACGGUCCCCCUGUUUAAAAGCAUGUUGAAGGCCAAGUUCGAAGCAUACCUUGUUCAAAAGGAGCAUAUCAUGUGGAUUUUCGUUUGGCCCACGGUUUAA
This is a messenger RNA of Yarrowia lipolytica CLIB122, 1011 nucleotides long. RefSeq lists its product as uncharacterized. The record is from RefSeq and is a predicted model, not a curated record. Gene Ontology annotation, biological process: rRNA processing; box C/D snoRNP assembly. Gene Ontology annotation, cellular component: ribonucleoprotein complex; cytoplasm; R2TP complex. NCBI's taxonomy places the organism in Eukaryota, Fungi, Ascomycota, Dipodascomycetes, Dipodascales.